AUUGUUUUUUAUUGUCUGAAAAUAGUUAUGGUUGUUUUUUAUUGUCUGAAAAUAGUUAUGGUUGUUUCAUAUUGUCUGAAAAUAGUUAUGGUUGUUUCUUAUUGUCUGAAAAUAGUUAUGGUUGUUUUUUAUUGUCUGAAAAUAGUUAUGGUUGUUUUUUAUUGUCUGAAAAUAGUUAUGGUUGUUUCAUAUUGUCUGAAAAUAGUUAUGGUUGUUUUUUAUUGUCUGAAAAUAGUUAUGGUUGUUUCAUAUUGUCUGAAAAUAGUUAUGGUUGUUUUUUAUUGUCUGAAAAUAGUUAUGGUUGUUUCAUAUUGUCUGAAAAUAGUUACAGUUGUUUUUUAUUGUCUGAAAAUAGUUAUGGUUGUUUUUUAUUGUCUGAAAAUAGUUGAUGGUUGUUUUGAUUGUCUGAAAAUAGCUACGGAUGUUUGUAUGGUCUAA
Lottia gigantea (owl limpet) is the source of this 438-nucleotide messenger RNA. RefSeq lists its product as hypothetical. The transcript has a single exon. NCBI's taxonomy places the organism in Eukaryota, Metazoa, Mollusca, Gastropoda, Lottiidae. The annotation marks the transcript as partial. The record is from RefSeq and is a predicted model, not a curated record.